Messenger RNA from Hippocampus zosterae (dwarf seahorse), 3090 nucleotides. RefSeq names its product choline dehydrogenase (gene chdh). Lineage: Eukaryota; Metazoa; Chordata; Actinopteri; Syngnathiformes; Syngnathidae. The coding region runs from base 169 to 2061 and encodes 630 amino acids. Gene Ontology annotation, molecular function: flavin adenine dinucleotide binding; choline dehydrogenase activity. The record is from RefSeq and is a predicted model, not a curated record. The transcript is spliced from 10 exons. Gene Ontology annotation, cellular component: mitochondrial inner membrane.
AAACACACGCGCACACGCAGAAGUCAGAUGUUUGCUUUUAAGAAUGGCGAGAAAACGCAGUCUGACCGAUUCCGUUCAAGGCUCCGCCCACUCGAGCCGCUCUGGCAUGUGCUCCGCUCGCCUUUCGAACGCUGACCGUUACACGGAAAGAACCCAACCAGAAGCAGCAUGUUGUCUUUGGCCAUGCCUGGCAUAGCCGGAGCCAAACAACUUGUGAGUGGGAGAUGUUCAGCAUACAGCAGGAGCUUCUUCACCCGUUUGCCAGACUGUCAGUUUGUUCCGAGAACCUGCCGCCUCGGUGCUGUCUCCCACCAUUGCAGAUGCAUCAGUACCACAGAUCCUCGUCGGACUCCAGCGUCACCAUCUUCAGCGUCGUCUUCAGCCCAUCAGAAAUCCUACAGUUUCGUUAUCAUUGGGGCGGGAUCAGCAGGCUGCGUUCUCGCCAAUCGUCUCACAGAGGAUGCCCAGGAGUCAGCCUUGUUGUUGGAAGCCGGACCAAAAGACAUGUUGCUCGGCAGCGUACGUCUGUCGUGGAAGAUCCACAUGCCAGCUGCACUGACCUACAACCUUUGUGACGACAAGUACAACUGGUACUACCACACCUUGCCUCAGGCCCACAUGGACAACCGGGUCAUGUACUGGCCGAGGGGGCGAGUCUGGGGCGGUUCGUCUUCGCUCAACGCCAUGGUGUACAUCCGUGGGCACGCUGAAGACUACAACCGCUGGCAGAGGGAAGGAGCCGAGGGCUGGGAUUACAACCACUGCCUGCCUUACUUCAGGAAAGCGCAGUGCCACGAACAGGGAGGCAACAGGUACCGUGGAGGUAGUGGCCCACUACACGUGUCCCGGGGGAAGACUAACCAUCCUCUUCACAAGGCUUUUAUUGAGGCAGGGCAACAGGCGGGAUACCCCUUCACUGAAGACAUGAAUGGAUAUCAACAAGAAGGCUUGGGCUGGAUGGACAUGACCAUUUUUAAAGGAAAGAGGUGGAGCACAGCCAGUGCCUACCUGAGACCAGUUUUGGAUCGACCCAACCUAAAGACAGAGGUGCGCUGCCUGGCCACCAAGAUCCUGUUUGAUGGCCACCGAGCUGUGGGUGUGGAGUAUGUGCAGAGAGGAGAGACAAGACGGGCGUUUGCAGACAAAGAGGUCAUCCUGAGCGGCGGCGCCAUCAACUCGCCGCAACUUCUCAUGCUGUCUGGUGUGGGAAAUGCCGAUGACCUCAAGCAACAUGGCAUUCCUGUGGUCCAACACUUACCAGGUGUGGGCAACAACCUCCAAGAUCAUUUGGAGUUGUAUGUCCAGCAGAAGUGCACUCAGCCCAUCACGCUGUACAAAGCCCAGAAACCUUUCCACAUGGUCAAAAUUGGGCUGGAGUGGCUCUCCGUGUUCACUGGUUACGGAGCAACAGCACACCUGGAGAGCGGAGGCUUUAUUCGCAGUCGGCCACAGGUCCAACAUCCUGACAUACAGUUUCACUUCCUGCCCUCACAGGUCAUUGACCAUGGGCGGGUUGCUUCAAAGGUGGAAGCUUAUCAGGUUCAUGUGGGACCAAUGAGAAGCACGAGCGUUGGCUGGAUGAAGCUGAAGAGCAGCAGCCCUCAGGACCAUCCGAUUCUACAGCCUAACUAUCUUUCCACAGAUGUCGAUGUUUUGGAGUUCAGAGAAUGUGUCAAACUCUCCCGUGAGAUUUUUGCCCAAAAGGCAUUCGACCCGUUCCGGGGGGCAGAAGUCCAGCCCGGUCCUCAGAUCCAGUCCGACGCCGACAUCGAUGCCUUUGUGCGACGCAAGGCUGACAGUGCAUAUCACCCGUCAUGCACGUGCAAGAUGGGUUCGCCCUCCGACCCGAUGGCGGUUGUCGACUCCGAGACCCGCGUAUUUGGUGUUGAGGGCCUCCGUGUGGUCGACGCAUCCAUCAUGCCGAGCAUCGUUAGCGGCAACUUAAACGCUCCCACCAUCAUGAUCGCAGAGAAGGCCGCCGACCUCAUUAGAGGUCUCCCGCCGCUCGUUGACCCGCAAGUUCCAGUGUACCGACCGCCGACGCUAGACACUCAAAGAUAAGGUCAGAACAAGGUCCCUAUGGUAACUAAACGGCCUUUUUGAAGUAAAUGCCACUUGAGCAGAAGAAACCUUUUACAUCAUACUCUCUGGGACUGAGCCAUACCAUAUUGAUUCUAAUUAGAAUCCCACUAAUUGAAUCAGAAUCAAAUCGUUCCACUUUAAAUUGAAUGAACCGUCGAAUCAUAUCACACCUCGUAAAUCGAGAUAUGUAUUGAAUCGCCUUUAAUUGGAGAGAUACGAGUUAUAACUAGUAACUAAAAAAAGGUUACAAAGUCAGUCACAGACCUCAUGCAGGCAACCAUUCAGCCUUUGAUGCUAAGCCUGAAUCGAGAGGUCCACAUCACCAAUUUGUGUCAAAAUAGCAAUUGUCCGUUGCUUCACACCAUUAUUUUCCUUUUCCAUCGUCCCGGUUCCAUACCCCAAACCAGCCUGGUUCCGCCCGAUGUGGUUGCUAUUCCCAGACACUUUUUUUGAGGCUGGGUGGUAACAAUGGCACCAUUUUCCAGAACAUGUUCAUGUUCCAACCUCGGUCGAGAAUGCAAGUCGAGGAUGUCACUGUCAUCUGAUUGGCUGACAGAUGUUGGCGUUUCUAUGAGUGAUGCAGCAGAAACUGCGCUUGUCCAUUUCCUGGUUUUAAGUGAGCAAGACACAGCCGCCUGCCAGGCGCCAAGUCAGGACUACAGUAUAAAUAGUUAACACGCGCUUUACAACAAUACAGAACCAUAUUUACAAUUUCUUAUGUACCGGUGAAUGUAAUAGCAAAGCCUGUGAUAAAAAUGUACACAAAUUGGUUUGGGGUUGAAACCUUAGCAUAGGAUCCUCCCGUGUGGAAUUUGCAUGUGCGUACUUCUCGUGCUUGUGUGGUUUAAAAUUUUAAGUUUCUAAAUUAUCCACUGCUAUGAGUAUGUUUUUUUUUUUAAUCUACCGCUAUAUGUGCCUUUGAUUGCCCAAAAGUCAGCUUUGAGUGUCUUCAUCUUACGCAUGACUCUCAGGUGGACAAAUGAAAAUAAAUACAUGGAUUGAAAUGUC